Messenger RNA from Salpingoeca rosetta, 1065 nucleotides. RefSeq lists its product as uncharacterized. The record is from RefSeq and is a predicted model, not a curated record. The transcript is spliced from 6 exons. The coding region runs from base 1 to 1065 and encodes 354 amino acids. NCBI's taxonomy places the organism in Eukaryota, Choanoflagellata, Craspedida, Salpingoecidae.
AUGGCUGCGGAGAGCGGGGAGAGCGAUGGUGGUGAUGCUGAUGCUGGGAAGGAUGGCAGCAGCACGAAGCACCACAAGAACAAGGAUCCAUUGGCCUCCCCAGUAGCGAAGCUCUUCCGCAAACACUCCCACGCCUGUCGCCACACAUCGGCCAAGGUGCACCGAGUGUUUGGGCAGCCAGUGCUGCACCCUCGGUUUGAAGGAGAUGUGGACACGGUGGAGCUGGCCACCCGCCACUUGACCAAGGAAUGCCAAUGUGUUGGGCCACCGAGCAAUCUUGAGCGCCGCGCUGUCGCCACCCUGUCUGGCAUGUCCACCACGGAAGUGGAUGAAAGGGUGCCGAGGAUCAUCUGUCCCGAGUGUCAGCAUGACCUCGCGUUCCACCGGGAGGGAACAGACGCAGAAAAGCACAACACGCGCAUCCUCGCGCACUUCAGGCCCACCCUGCUUGCACAGUGCACAACAGACGCGCAGCCCAUCCUGCCGCCAUCGCGUUCGCUCGAAUCCUUGGCGCUCUUGCUCAAUGGCACUGCGUCCAUCUAUCCCGGGAAGAAGAGCAAGCCGUCGAAGGCGUCGUCGUGGCUGCCGCGUAUCUUCGGGAAACGCAGCAAGGGCAAGGCAGGGGACGACGCGCCUGUGUGCAUCCAUGUUGAUGACGAUGACGAUGGUGGGAAGAACGACGGUGAUCAUGGAGAUGGCAGCAACAGCACGAUAACCACUACUGCCAAUGGUGGUGGCAAUCAGAGCAGAGGUGAGCACAACAAGCAGGCCAAGCAGGCUGAGUCUUCGGCGGAGAAAAGAGGCGCACAGCAGCGCAAGCGCGCGAGCAAGGACGUUGAAGCCGUUGAUGCCACAGACAGCAGCGGGGAGGGCGAAUCCGCGGUGCUGGAGACACCAAAGAAACGACCAAAGCAUUCAUUCCUCGGCCUCAAGGAAUUCUUCAUCCCAGCGCCAAAGUCAAAGCCCACACCACCACCAACACCCCCGCAUCCAUUUCAGGGCAUUGGACAAGAACUCCUCUGCAUCGAGGCCACCAGCGAUCAAGGUUUCCAUCCGCACACUUGA